AUGUCGUUCUUCGGCAGAGCUGCCCGCGACCUCUUCAAUGGCUCCCCUGCUUCUACUUCUUCCAAGCUGCUGCUCCUCUUAACCGUCAGUAGUGGGGGCUUGGUGGCUUAUUCAGACUCACGAUCACAGCCUGAUGAAGUACCUGCUUCCAUUGUCAAUAAAAAUGAUGGCCAGAAGAAGAAAGUGGUGGUUCUUGGGACAGGAUGGGCUGGUACAAGCUUUCUCAAAGACCUGGAUGCUUCUAUGUACGACGUCCAGGUGGUUUCGCCUCGGAAUUAUUUUGCUUUCACCCCUCUGUUGCCUAGUGUCACAUGUGGAACUGUUGAAGCACGAAGCAUUGUGGAGCCUGUUCGAAACAUCAUAAAGAAGAGAGACGGAGAAAUUCAGUUCUGGGAGGCAGAUUGCCUAAAGAUAGAUGCUGCAAACAACAAAAUUUUCUGCAAAGCUAAUUUUGACAACAACACCGUGGGCAGCGAGGAGUUCUCUCUGGAAUAUGACUACUUGGUUGUUGCAGUUGGAGCACAAGUAAAUACUUUCAACACACCUGGUGUCAAGGAGAACUGUCAUUUUCUCAAGGAUUUAGAAGAUGCUCAAAGGCUUCGCAGGACUGUGAUUGACUGUUUUGAAAAGGCUGUCCUUCCUGAUCUAACUGAAGAAGAGCGAAGAACUAACCUACAUUUUGUAAUCGUUGGUGGUGGCCCAACUGGUGUAGAGUUUGCUGCUGAGCUGCAUGACUUUCUCAUUGAAGACCUCGUCAAUAUCUACCCAACAGUGAAAGAUCUUGUGAAAAUCAGUGUAGUUCAAUCGGGUGAUCAUAUCUUGAAUACGUUUGAUGAGCGCAUAAGUUCAUUUGCUGAACAAAAGUUCGGAAGGGAUGGAAUUGAAGUCCAGACAGGAUGUCGAGUUGUGAGUGUUUCUGACAAAGAAAUUACCAUGAAGAUGAAACCCACAGGAGAGCUGUGUUCUAUCCCUCAUGGUUUGGUUUUGUGGUCUACUGGCAUAAGCACUCGUCCAGUUGUAAAAGACUUCAUGGAGCAAAUUGGCCAGGGCAAAAGGCGUAUUCUUGCCACUAAUGAAUGGCUCCGUGUAAAAGAAACUGAAAACGUUUAUGCACUUGGUGAUUGUGCGACAAUUGAUCAGCGUAAAAUCAUGGACGAUAUCGUGGCCAUAUUUGAGGCUGCAGAUACAGACAACUCAGGCACCUUGACCAUGGAAGAGUUCCGGGCUGUGGUAGAUGAUAUUAUCGCAAGGUAUCCUCAGGUGGAAACCUAUCUAAACAACCAGCAUCUCGGAGAUCUGACAGAUUUGUUGAAAGAUGCAAUGAGCGAAGACAAAAAGGAAGUCGACAUCGAGGGGUUCAAGAAAGCUAUCCAUCUCGUGGAUUCACAGACCACUAGCCUUCCUGCCACAGCUCAGGUUGCUGGUCAACAAGGCAAAUAUCUCGCGAAGUGCUUCAACAGGAAAAACCAGUGCAAGGAACAUCCUGAAGGCCCUCGACGCUUUGCUGGACCUGGAGGCAACCGACAUUUCUUUACUCCCUUCCGGUACAAGCACUUUGGGCAGUUUGCUCCUUUGGGAGGGGAGCAGGCUGCUGCUGAACUUCCAGGAGACUGGGUUUCCAUGGGUCACAGCACCCAGUGGCUUUGGUAUUCUGUCUAUGCCAGCAAGCAAGUUAGCUGGCGCACGAGAAUGUUGGUGGUAUCAGAUUGGACUAGAAGAUUCAUUUUCGGGAGAGACUCGAGCCGCAUCUGA
Linum trigynum is the source of this 1752-nucleotide messenger RNA. NCBI's taxonomy places the organism in Eukaryota, Viridiplantae, Streptophyta, Magnoliopsida, Malpighiales, Linaceae. The record is from the annotation of a GenBank genome assembly.